Carica papaya (papaya) is the source of this 1162-nucleotide messenger RNA. The record is from RefSeq and is a predicted model, not a curated record. Lineage: Eukaryota; Viridiplantae; Streptophyta; Magnoliopsida; Brassicales; Caricaceae.
CUGACACGCAAACGAUAAUCAUCAUCUCUCCGUCCAAGAGGAACACGGUCAUCAUUGAGGGUUCGGUUAUUGACGAAAAGGACCUGAAAUCAAGACCAUUAGGCGAAGAAAUCAUGGGCGGCCAUGACGCGAUGGAGGUUGCCAAGACAGUUUUGGAGGUUGCUGACAUAGCAUGGACUGCCGUGGACUGCUGCCACCAUCACGGCAACCCCCAUAAGACGAGGAAUCUCAUGAUGAUCAAUACUUACUCGACGUCAGAAAACCGGGCAUCUUAGAGCUUACUCGAGCAAAACCUCAAGCUUCUCAAAUCUCUCCGAAUCUCCCGCUCUAUUACAGAUUGCCCUCCAGAUCUGUACAAACGUCUAAUAUCUACUGUGAAUUCUAAGGAUUUCUUGACUCGGCUAAAUUCUUUUAGCCAGGCAUCAGUAGAUGGAACUGGCAACGAGUUCCCAUUCAGAGAGCCCACAGGAGAAGAUUUGCAUUCAGCUGAAGUCCUCAUUAAUGUUGACCAUGAUCAACCCAGUUGGUGGGUAUGGGUCACUGAUGACAUGGUUCCAAGUAAGGUCGAAGAACGAAGUGGAAUUGAUGAUGAAAAUUAUGUAAUUAUCACUGAGGAACACGUGGUAGAUGGCAUUGCCAACUUUAUGGCUAAAUGCAUGAUUUCACAUCCAAAAGCUCGGGGUUUGGCACCAGAGGAGCUGCAGAAAAUUUUGGCCAAAGAGUUGGGUGGUGGGAGCAAGCUGGAGAAGCUGGAGAAGGUGAUGAAUAUUUGGCAUGCUGGAAAAAUGUUCUAUACGCUCUCAACAUGGGGGCUUGCGUUAAUAGGGUUGUACAGGAGCCGUGGUGUUUUAAAAAUUGCAGCAAAGGGUGUUCACAAAACGGCCAUGGUUGUUCUAAAGGCUCUCUGAAGUACCGUUUCCACUAGAUGAUUGUUGUCGCGUAAUCAAUUUAUACCCAAAAAAUUCAUGCUGUUUGCGUGUGUGCAUAAUAGCUGAACUUCCAUUCUCUUGAUUCCAUGAAGACAAAUGUAAAUAUUGUAAAUACAUGCUUUCAACUCUAUUAUAGUGAGCGACUGCAUUGAAUAUUUAAUUGAUCCAUUUCCAUGAUCAAUUUCCAAGCACAUCAUUGGUGCAUUGUCAUUGAUCAGGAUUUUACUUGUCAA